Ostrea edulis (European flat oyster) is the source of this 1154-nucleotide messenger RNA. RefSeq names its product microsomal glutathione S-transferase 3. Bases 182 to 622 code for a protein of 146 amino acids. The transcript is spliced from 6 exons. The record is from RefSeq and is a predicted model, not a curated record. Gene Ontology annotation, molecular function: glutathione transferase activity; glutathione peroxidase activity. NCBI's taxonomy places the organism in Eukaryota, Metazoa, Mollusca, Bivalvia, Ostreida, Ostreidae. Gene Ontology annotation, cellular component: endoplasmic reticulum; membrane; nuclear envelope.
CUGGUGAGAGAUUGUCCUGGAGUUAGAGCGAGCGAAUUAUCUUGGUGCGGGUUAUCUUAAGCCACUUCCGGUAUCUUAUAUAAACGUGCAAACCAACGCGACUACGGACUGCAGCAGUGUCCUUGAAAAUAUUUGGAAUAGAAAUCGGUGACUGGCGUUACACAACCAAGUAUUUUAGAGUAUGGGAAAUUUGUCGAAAAUUGUUGAUGCCCUCCCAGAUCACUAUGGGUGUGUCGUCUUCACUGGUCUGGCUAGCACAUUUGUUAACAUGUGGAUGGGUGUAAAUGUUGCCAAGGCCCGCAAGCAGUAUGAAGUGCCAUAUCCAAUUAUGUACAGUCCUGACAGCAAAAUGUUUAACUGCAUUCAGCGAGCCCAUCAGAACACACUGGAGAAUUACCCUCAGUUCCUGAUGCUGCUGUUUAUCGGAGGACUGCAGUACCCAGGAACCUCAGCAUGUGCAGGGACACUUUAUUACAUCAGUAGGAUCUUCUUUGCCAAGGGCUACUAUACAGGAGAACCUGAGAAGCGUCGGUGGGGAUCAUUCGGAUACAUUGGCCUGCUGACAAUGCUGGGCUGCACGGUGGGUGUCGCCCUCAGACAGCUCAAGGUCUUCCCAAAGUAACCGUCCAAGUGAUAGACAUCUGACAUUUUAUGUUGUGCUGUGCAUAAUUGAAUCAUUUAGCAUGUGUUGUUUGACAUUGAGAAUAUUUGGUGCCAUUUUUCUUUCAGUAAUGUACCAGUAUUUACAUUUGUUGAUUACUUUUGAGAUAUGCUGUAAAAAUUUGCAUAUUAUCUAUAGGUUGAUAUAAUUUACUGAAUGAAAGAGCGAACAGUGUUACCAGUGUUCACUAGUUGAUAAUAUUUCUUAUAACCAACAGUAAGUAUUGGAAAAAUAAACUUAGAGUACUUAGAAUUGAGAAUAAUCUGUAAGAUUUCAUGGUGACUGGAGACAUGCAUGACUGUGUUUUUAUAAUUUUUUCUUUGUAUUCAUUGUGUAGCCGGGCACUUAUGAUGGCCUUUGCACACUAGUCAGCACCAUAGAUUAUGUAUUCUAAGAAUUUUGGAAUUUGCUUUAUGUAUUGUAUUAAUGCCAAUUGUUAGGAUACUGUAAUCUAAUGCACACACUAUCCUGAAUAAAUUGACAUUUAAAUGGA